Messenger RNA from Orycteropus afer afer, 3144 nucleotides. RefSeq names its product zinc finger and SCAN domain containing 20 (gene ZSCAN20). The record is from RefSeq and is a predicted model, not a curated record. Lineage: Eukaryota; Metazoa; Chordata; Mammalia; Tubulidentata; Orycteropodidae. The transcript has 7 exons. Bases 1 to 3144 code for a protein of 1047 amino acids.
AUGGCUAUGGUCCUGGAAUCCCAGGCCUCUCCCCUACCAGAGCCUGAAGGACUACUGAUUGUCAAACUAGAGGAGGACUCAUGGGGAUCAGAACCUAAAUCCCAGGAGGAGGACCAGGACCCUGUCCCUGUCCUUGAGGCCUCCCGCCAGCGCUUCAGGCAGUUCCAGUACAGGGAUGCAGCUGGACCCCAUGAGGCCUUCAGCCAGCUCUGGGAGCUCUGCUGUCGCUGGCUGAGGCCGGAGAUCCACCUCAAGGAGCAGAUCCUGGAGCUGCUGGUACUGGAGCAGUUCCUGUCUAUCUUACCCAGGGAGGUCCAGACCUGGGUGCAGGCACACCACCCUGAGAGUGGUGAGGAGGCAGUGGCCCUGGUGGAGGAUUGGCACCGAGAGGCCCGAGCUGCACAGCAACAGGAACUGGAAUCAUGUGUAGAGACCAGGUCCUUAAAGGCAAUGCAGGAAUCACAGAGCUUCCAGCUACAGCCGCUGGAUCAUUGGCCUGAGGAACAGUCCCAGAAGCACUGGAUAAAGAAUCCAAACUCUGACCUUCCCAAGCAUCUAAAUGCCAAGAUGAUGCCACAGUCCUUGAAGGAGAGUGCUGUUCUUACUCCCUGGGUCCCUGUUCUCCCGAAGAUAGGGAGCAUUGGUGAUUGGGAGGUGGCUUCUGAGUCCCAGGAAGCCUUGGGACCUGGAAAACAUGCUGAGAAGGAGUUCUGCAAAGACACCCCAGGAGAUGGCUGUGGGAAUAGUGUGUCCUUGGGAGUUCUAGUUUCAAAACCAAAUAGCACCUCCCAGAGAGAGCAAGUAUCAGAAUUUUGGGGUUCAAGCCUUAUAAACUCUGGUAAAAGGAACAUUGCAGGAGAUUUUAGCAUGGAAAAUACACAAGCAAAACCAGCUCAGGCAUUGGCCUGGAGGAACUCAAGGACCUGGGAAGAGCAAUACCCAUGGGACAUGGAGGACAUGAAGGUGUCAGGUGUUCACUGGGGCUAUGAGGAGACCAAGACUUUCCUGGCAAUUUUGAGUGAGUCUCCUUUCUCUGAAAAGCUCCGGACUUGUCACCAGAACCGCCAAGUGUAUCGGGCCAUUGCAGAGAGGCUAAGGGCACGGGGCUUCCUGCGGACACUAGAGCAGUGUCGCUACAGGGUCAAAAACCUCCUACGGAAUUACCGGAAAGCCAAAAGCAGCCACCCACCGGGGACUUGCCCCUUCUAUGAGGAGCUGGAGGCCCUGGUGAGGGCUCGAACGGCCAUUAGAGCCACGGACAGCCCAGGAGAGGCUGUGGCACUCCCUAGGCUGGGGGAUAGUGAUGCAGAGAUAGAUGAGCAGGAGGAAGGGGGCUGGGAGCCUGAGGAAACAGCAGAAAACUGUAAUGGUGAUGACCUGGCCAUUGAUGAGUCCGUCCAGGGGCCCAGGAUUCCAGGGGGCCCAGCUCUGUUCCAGAGUCGUGUUGCAGGUGUGCACUGGGGCUAUGAGGAGACUAAGGCUUUCCUGGCAAUUCUCAGCGAGUCCCCAUUCUCUGAAAAACUUCGCACCUGUCACCAGAACAGCCAGAUAUAUCGGGCCAUUGCAGAGCGACUGUGUGCGCAGGGCUUCCUGAGGACACUGGAGCAGUGUCGCUACCGAUUCAAAAACCUCCUUCGAAGCUACCGGAAAGCCAAGAGCAGCCAUCCACCAGGAACGUGCCCCUUCUUUGAGGAGCUGGACUCAUUGAUGAGGGCUCGGACUGCAGUUAGAGCCAUGGGGACCCUGAGGGAGGCUGCAGGUCUCCUCAGAUCUGGGCAGAACAGUAUUAAAACUGAUGACCAAGAGGUCUGGGAUGAGAUGGCAGAAGAAGAUGCCAUCAAACCUCCAACCCCAUGUCCUAAAACCCUAGACACUGGUUUUGAAUUAAGGCAUGAGGAUGAAGACCAGUUUUCAGAGCAGGAAAUUUUUGAAGAUUUACCUGGAGCUUUAUCAAAAUGCAGCACAGAGGAUAUUUGCCAAGCUCAUGAUUGGGAGGAAGACAGUGAAAAUGGAAAGGAAGGUGAAAAACGGUGGGGAGCACCCCUACUGGAACAUUGGGAAAAAUCUUCUGAAGAAGAAGACUUAGAAAAACUUAUUGACCAUCAAGGCCUGUACCUGGCAGAGAAACCCUACAAGUGUGACACAUGUGUGAAAAGCUUCAGUCGGAGCUCCCACUUCAUUACCCACCAGCGAAUCCACACAGGUGAGAAGCCCUACAAAUGCCUUGAAUGUGGGAAAAGAUUUAGCGACCGCUCCAACCUCAAUACCCACCAGAGAAUCCACACAGGUGAAAAACCUUACAAAUGCCGUGAAUGUGGGAAACGCUUUAGUGACCACUCCAAUCUCAUCACUCACCAGAGAAUCCACACAGGGGAAAAGCCCUACAAAUGUAAGAAAUGUUGGAAAAGCUUCAACCAGAGCUCAAACUUGCUGAAACAUCAGAGAAUCCACUUUGGAGGAAAUCCUGACCACUGUAGUGAGGCUAGGGAAAGCUUCGGCCAAAGCUCAUCUUUUAGUACUCACUGGAGGAAUUCUAUAGAGGAGAUAGCUCCUGAACAACCUCCAAGUGGAAGCAAUGUCAGUAAGAAGUUAAAUUCUCCUGGACUACAAAGCAGCAACUCAGAGGAAAAGAUUUAUCAGUGUUCUGAAUGUGAAAGAAGUUUCUCUAAGAGCUCUGCCCUCAUUAGUCACCAAAGAAUCCAUACAGGAGAGAAACCAUAUGAGUGUGUUGAAUGUGGGAAAAGCUUCAGCAAGAGCUCUACCCUGGCUAACCACCAGCGAACUCAUACUGGGGAGAAGCCAUAUAAGUGUGGAGACUGUGGGAAAUGCUUCAGUGAGCGCUCCAAGCUGAUUACACACCAGAGAGUGCACACAGGAGAGAAGCCCUACAAAUGCCUUGAAUGUGGGAAAUUUUUCCGUGACCGUUCUAAUCUCAUUACUCACCAGAGGAUUCACACAGGAGAGAAGCCUUACAAAUGCAGAGAGUGUGGGAAAUGCUUUAACCAGAGCUCCAGCCUUAUCAUUCAUCAGAGAAUCCACACUGGGGAGAAACCCUACAAGUGCUCUGAGUGUGGGAAAGAUUUCAACAACAGCUCUCACUUCAGUGCUCAUCGGAGAACACAUACAGGAGGGAAAGCAUCAUAG